CCCGCCCCGCCCUCCUGGACCUUCGGGGCCGCGGAGUGUCUGCCGCCGGGUUUCCGGCUGUAGAGCUGAGGUCGCUGGCGGCCGGGGUCCAGACGCCAGGUUGCGGCGAGCGGGGCGGUUCCGGAGUAUCCCGCAUGCGGAGCGCGGCCUGGCGAGGCAUCACCCCGGAGCCCUGAGCCUGAGGAGAUCUCCUGGAGACUGCACCCAUCCUGGAGAGAAGAGCCCAAAAAGAGGACAUGGCUCCUGAGCAAAGGGAAUCAAGGUCUCAGGUAUCAGUAACAUUUGAGGAUGUGGCUGUGCUCUUUACUCGGGAUGAGUGGAGAAAGCUGGAUCCUUCCCAGAGAAGCUUGUACCGGGAGGUGAUGCUGGAGAACUAUAGUAACCUGGCCUCACUGGCAGGACCCCCAUUCACCAAACCAAAGGUGAUCUCCCUGUUGCAACAAGGAGAAGAUCCCUGGAAGGUAGAGAAAGAAAGUCCCGGAGACUCUUCAAUCGGAUAUAAGAGCAGUCUUCAAACCACAAAGUCAACUCAAACUAAAGACUUCACAUUUCAAGGGCUGAGGAGGAAAAGACUAAAAAGGGAUGAACUCUGGGAUGUUAUAUCAGAAAAACCCUGUAUAUCUGAAAACAGGUUAAAAAGACAGCAAGACAAAAAUGAAAGCUUAAAAAUAUUUCCAGUUACCCAUAAGAAAAUUCUUACUAUAGACAAAAGCCAUAAAAAUUUUGAAUUUGGCCAAAACGUCAGCCUAAAAUCAGUUAUAUUUAAGAAACAAAGGAUUGCUAGAGAAAGAACACCCUUAAAGUAUGAAAUACAAAGAAAUAAUUUCAAACAGAAUGCAAAUUUACUUAACCAACCAAAAAUCAAGACAGCAGAGAAACGCUAUAAAUGUAAUACAUGUGAAAAAGCUUUCAUUCACAAUUCAUCCCUUCGUAAACAUCUGAAAAAUCACACUGGAGAGAAAUUAUUUAAAUGUAAAGAAUGUUUGAAAGCUUUCAGCCAAAGUUCUGGUCUUAUUCAACAUCAAAGAACUCAUACUGGAGAGAAACCCUACAUAUGUAAAGAAUGUGGGAAAGCCUUUAGCCAUAGUGCAUCUCUUUGUAAGCACUUAAGAACCCAUACUGUGGAGAAAUCCUAUAGAUGUAAAGAAUGUGGUAAAUCCUUUAGCAGAAGAUCUGGCCUUUUUAUGCAUCAAAAAAUUCAUGCUCGAGAAAAUCCCAAUAGAUAUAAUCCAGGUAGGAAGCCAUCCACAUCUCUUCCAGGGUGUCAGAGAAUUCAUUCCAGAAAGAAGUCCUAUUUGUGUAAUGAAUGUGGCAACACCUUUAAGUCUAGUUCAUCUCUUCGUUAUCAUCAGAGAAUUCACACCGGAGAGAAACCUUUCAAAUGUGGUGAAUGUGGGAGAGCCUUCAGUCAGAGUGCAUCACUUAUUCAACAUGAACGAAUUCACACUGGAGAAAAGCCCUAUAGAUGUAAUCAGUGUGGAAAAGGUUUCACUUCUAUUUCCCGACUCAAUAGACAUCGAAUUAUUCAUACUGGAGAGAAAUUAUAUAAUUGUAAUGAAUGUGGCAAGGCCUUAAGUUCCCAUUCAACACUUAUCAUUCAUGAAAGAAUUCACACUGGAGAGAAACCCUGUAAAUGUAAAGUGUGUGGGAAAGCCUUCAGGCAGAGUUCAGCUCUCAUUCAGCAUCAGAGAAUGCACACUGGAGAAAGACCCUACAAAUGCAGUGAGUGUGGGAAAACAUUCAGGUGUAACUCAUCCCUUAGUAAUCAUCAGAGAAUCCAUACUGGAGAGAAACCCUAUCAAUGUGGGGAAUGUGGGAUGUCAUUUGGCCAAAGUGCAGCUCUUAUUCAACAUCAGAGGAUUCAUACAGGAGAAAAACCCUUUAAAUGUAACACAUGUGGGAAAACUUUUAGACAAAGCUCCUCACUUAUUGCACAUCAAAGAAUUCAUACUGGAGAGAAACCCUAUGAGUGUAAUGCAUGUGGGAAACUCUUUAGCCAGAGGUCUUCCCUUACAAAUCAUUUUAAAAUUCAUAUAGAAGAGGGCUCCUUGAAAGCAGAUUUGCAUGUGUCCCCAACAAGCACAGGUGCCACCCUCCGUCCACCGCCCAAUGGUGGCCCCGCGCCUGCGCACCCUGACGCUAGCGUCCUGGCCCCGCAGCCUUGUGGGAAAUGUAGUACAACGCGUCGGGUGCGGCUGCGUCCGUCUGCUGGCCGCCCCGGCUUGUUCUGCGAGAGGGUGAAUGCAGUGCCCCGGCGGCGGGCCUCGGAGGAUCCCGAAGGAGGAGCCCAGAACUGCAGGGGGAGGCCUCUGCGGCCCGCGGGGCGGAGCCGGCAGCGGAUGGGCUCGGGGAGAGUCCUCUCCUCCACCGGGCCACUGAGCUGCAGGUGCGCCCCCUCAGGUACCCAGCAGCCAGGCCGUGGAGUACAGUUUCUCAUGAUUUCCUGUCCUUCCCUCAACUCCACAUUCCCUAGGAAGGACCCCACAGGAAGGAAGAAGGCAAUGGCUGCUGGGCCUCUGCCUUUGGAAGCUCAGUUUCAGGAAUCAGUGACAUUCAAGGAUGUGUCUGUGGAUUUCACUUGGGAGGAGUGGAUGCACCUAGAUUCUGCUCAGAGGAACUUGUAUGGGAAAGUGAUGCUGGAGAACUACAGGAACCUGGUCUCACUGGGGCAUCAGCUUUCCAAACCUCAUGUGAUCUCCCAGCUAGAACAAGAAGAGUUAAAUCUGAAGAACAAAGAACUCCCAGGGUGUGCUUCUCCAGAUUGGGAAAACAAACAAUCAGCUCCAAAACCCAGCAUUACUGAAGAUUUAUCCCAUGGGGUCAUAAUGGAAAGGGAACAUGUCUGGCAUUCAACCUUAGGGGAAACCUGGGAACCUGGACAUUGGUUAGAGGGGAAACAGGAGAAACAUCUGGGCCGAAUGGCAUUUACCCACGAGGAAACCCUCACAGAGAGAAGGGUAUGUAGAGGGAAUGAAUUUGAAAGAUUUUCCAAUCAGGGUUCAGUCCUUGAUACACCACAAAGCAUUCCCGUGGCAAAAAGAUCCUAUAAUUGGAUUUCACAAGGAAAAGACACCAAACAAAAUUCUGAAUUAAUGAAAAAUCAAAGAAUGUUUGUAGGAAAGAAAAUCUAUGAAUGUAAUGAAUGCAGGAAAACCUUCAGCCAGAGCUCAUCACUUCUUAAGCACCAGAGGAUCCAUACUGGGGAGAAACCAUAUAGAUGCAAUGUAUGUGGCAAGCAUUUUAUUGAACGCUCAUCUCUUACUGUACACCAAAGAAUUCAUACUGGAGAGAAACCUUACAAAUGUAGUGAGUGUGGGAAAGCCUUCAGUCAGAGCAUGAAUCUUACCGUUCAUCAAAGAACUCAUACUGGAGAGAAACCUUAUCAGUGCAAAGAGUGUGGAAAAGCCUUCCGCAAGAAUUCAUCCCUUAUUCAACAUGAAAGAAUUCAUACUGGAGAGAAACCCUAUAAAUGUAAUGAAUGUGGGAAAGCCUUUACACAAAGCAUGAAUCUUACUGUGCAUCAGAGAACUCAUACAGGAGAAAAACCCUAUGAAUGUAAUGAAUGUGGAAAAGCCUUCAGUCAAAGCAUGCAUCUUAUUGUUCAUCAGAGAAGUCACACUGGAGAAAAACCUUAUGAGUGUAGUGAAUGUGGAAAAGCCUUUAGUAAGAGUUCAACUCUUACCCUACAUCAGCGAAAUCACACUGGAGAAAAACCUUACAAAUGUAACAAAUGUGGGAAAUCCUUUAGCCAAAGUACAUACCUUAUAGAACAUCAGAGACUGCACUCUGGAGUAAAACCUUUUGAAUGUAAUCAAUGUGGAAAAGCUUUCAGUAAGAAUUCAUCACUUACUCAACAUCGGAGAAUUCAUACUGGAGAGAAGCCUUAUGAGUGUAUGGUAUGUGGCAAACAUUUCACUGGGCGAUCAUCCCUUACUGUACAUCAGGUUAUUCACACUGGAGAGAAACCUUAUGAAUGCACUGAAUGUGGAAAAGCCUUCAGCCAGAGUGCAUACCUUAUUGAGCAUCAAAGAAUUCAUACUGGUGAGAAACCCUAUGAAUGUGAUCAGUGUGGGAAAGCUUUCAUUAAGAAUUCAUCCCUUAUAGUACAUCAGAGAACUCAUACAGGAGAGAAACCUUAUCAGUGUACUGAAUGUGGAAAAGCCUUCAGUCGGAGUACAAACCUUACAAGACAUCAAAGAACUCACACCUAAGUACAGUGUUUACUGGCCCCUUCAUCAUGAUUAACUCUUCAGUAAUCAGAUAAAGUCAUGUUGAGGUAGACACCUAAUAAAGGUAACAGUUGUGGGUAAUUUUUAGUUGAAGUACAAUCUACUAUAUUGGAUAACAUAGACCACAGCAGAGAAAUCA
This is a messenger RNA of Ictidomys tridecemlineatus (thirteen-lined ground squirrel), 4368 nucleotides long. It is a transcript of the gene Zfp2, whose product is annotated as ZFP2 zinc finger protein. The record is from RefSeq and is a predicted model, not a curated record. Gene Ontology annotation, molecular function: RNA polymerase II cis-regulatory region sequence-specific DNA binding; DNA-binding transcription factor activity, RNA polymerase II-specific. Gene Ontology annotation, biological process: regulation of transcription by RNA polymerase II. Lineage: Eukaryota; Metazoa; Chordata; Mammalia; Rodentia; Sciuridae.